This is a messenger RNA of Durusdinium trenchii, 1998 nucleotides long. Lineage: Eukaryota; Dinophyceae; Suessiales; Symbiodiniaceae. The record is from the annotation of a GenBank genome assembly.
AUGACCGCUUCAGGAGUGACGCUGAGUAGCGCCAUUCGAAGACGCCCCAACUGCUUCAACUUGCUACAUCAGAUGGAGAUCUUAAUGCGAGAUGGCUUUUCUGGCGACAAAGCUUCCUUGGACGAUGCAUCCAGCGUGGCCGCUGCCUACCAAGUGGGCCGCACCGAAGCCGCGGCGGCCACUGCACUGUUGAAAUCAGUGAGUUCGUCCACCCGAACUAAGCUGAAGGAUUUGGUCAGGCUCGAGGCCGCAUUGCUGCAAACGACGUGGUCGCAAACAGAGCUCAACAUCCAGAAUGACAUGAACGCUCUGCGGGGAUGGGCCGACAAGUUCAAGCUCUUCGCAAGUCAGCAGGGUGGGCUCGAUUUGCAGUACCUCUCCACUCGCUUUCAGAAGGGGAAGGAUGCUGUGGCAAACUACAUGUCCCGGCGCCAUGUCUUUGGGAGCUACAAGAACCUUAUGCUGGCACAGGGUGAGAUUGUGGAGAAGCAAGCUGCGAGCUUCGAUGUGCAUGAGGUCUCGCUCAACUACUGCGACAACGUUCAUGGAAACGACCGGAGGAAGACCAGCCAACAGUGCCUUGCCCUCACUUGCGGGAUGCACCGAGAAUUCUCUCGUGCAAAAUGUGUCCUUGGCACUAUCCGCGAUAUCCAGAGGUCAAGAGUCUCUGAAUUGCAGAACCCCGAGGAAGAUCGGCCACUUGCGCCCCAUUGGCGUGUUCAACAACGCGGCGUCGAUGCGACUGGUGACAUCCUCUCCAAGCUACUGGAAGGUCUCGAGUUGCAGGAUUCCCGCCCAGUCCUAGUGGUGGAUUGUUUGCCCAAUCGGUUUGGAGAGUGGUCCAUUUCCUGCGCCAACAAGCAGCUGUCAGUGUUGGUGGAUGGAAGGGAGGGCCCGGCUUUCCACUACAUGGGGUUGUUUCUGGAAGAUGACGGCAAAACCAUGAGCAAGAACAGUGCCACCGUAGCGGGGAUGCUCAUGUCAAAGUGGAUUCCAGAUUUGGUCAAGAACAAAUACCUGGCCAGCCAUGCCUCCCAAGUGAAAGCUUUGGAGGACGCACUUGCGAAUGACCGGAACAUCGCAGCGGCUUUGCAAGGUUCUGUUGGGGAGGCUGGUACCAGUGCAGUGUGUGAGCCACCAUCCUCUACCCGUCCCACCGCCACCCCUUCUCGGACAGUUGCAAGCCCUGACUAUGACGGCUGCACAGUCCCCAACUUCGAGAAAAGUGUAACCGUGACCACCAAGCCCAUGGAUGAGUUCACCACUGGCCGAACGCUGCAUUGCAAAGCUGCCCUGCACAACUUGGAGCUACAUGUGGGCAAGGAUGUCAACGAUGAGUCCUUCUGGUUGAUCAACGACAGCGCAUCGAACCAAUCACUGUCGGCCCGAGAGCUCUUUGGGUUCAAUGUUGGUGGAUUCAGCGAGUUGACAACAGGAGAUGCCAGCACCACCGUGGAUCACAUCCCAUGGAUGAUCACGUCAGACCUUGAUGUGGUCGCGUUGGUGACCACCAGCGAUGGGAGCGCAAACAAAAAAUUGAUGACGGUCGCGGACGUUUUGUGCUUCGUAACCCGAACCCGCGGCAUCACUGACACAGAUGCUGGGCCUGUCGAAAGGCCAUUUCGCUUCAAAGUCACUCCCAAGAGCAAGGUCAAUUGCUUCAAGCCGAAGGCUGUCGAUGGAGAUCUCAUGAACGCCCGCUACAGCCAGUUUGGGGGUUGCUUCACAAACUUUGAGAAGCUGCCGAAGUCAUCCAAUUGCCAAGUGGUGUGGGAGGUGCGUCUUGACAAACCAAAACGAAGAUCAAGACCGGUUUUGCAUGUAAGUGUGGUUUCAUUGAGCUCCCAUGUUUCUGACAGUGGAUCAUUUGGUAUCGCUUAUACCCUGAAGGUCCGUGUGACGGAUGCAGUGCCAGCCGUUUUGCAACCGAUCAAGCCAAAAUAUUAUUGGCUGAGUGUGACCAGUGUACCUGCCAAGACGGCAGUCUUGCUCCAGUAG